AUGCAAUUUAAGAACCAGGAGAUCAAAGAGAAUAAGAAUGCGUGCCCUGGCAUUCAUGGAUUGGCUAAUGAAGGAGAUUGGGGCAGAGAGGCGGCUGGGGAUGGCGGUGGUGGUGGCUAUCGCGGCAGAGGAGGGAGACACGGUGGUGGUGGCGGCUGGUUAGGGGGCAGAGGCUUCGGUAAGGUUAGGGGGAAUGGGGGGAAAGGUUUGGGACGGGGGUUGAGGGUGGUGGUUGGUGGAGGUGGCGCUGCUGGUGGCGGUGAGGUGGACGGCGAUCGCGGAAGGGGCAGCGGCGGUGGAGGGAGAGGAAGAGAGGGGGAAAGGGUUUCGGGAGGGGGGCGCGACUGA
This is a messenger RNA of Arachis stenosperma, 348 nucleotides long. RefSeq lists its product as uncharacterized. The record is from RefSeq and is a predicted model, not a curated record. The coding region runs from base 1 to 348 and encodes 115 amino acids. The transcript is spliced from 2 exons. NCBI's taxonomy places the organism in Eukaryota, Viridiplantae, Streptophyta, Magnoliopsida, Fabales, Fabaceae.